GGUGAUUUACAUUAAAGCUGUUCUUUGUUAAAAACGAAAGCAACGUUUACCUGUAUCGGAUAGACUCCUUGCCGCCAGUUUAAGCGUAAACCACUAACUAAUCCAAAUGGAUACGGAUAUUCAGAGAUGCUUCCGGAGCAAGACGGUGUUCCUCACAGGAGCCACUGGCUUUUUGGGAAAAGUCGUCAUUGAGAAACUUCUGCGGACCACGGAGGUGAAACGCAUCUAUGUGCUGAUCAGACCGAAGCGCGGAGUUGAGAUUACGGAUCGGGUUAUCACGUGGUCAAAGGACGCGGUGUUUGAACUGCUGCUCAAGUCCAAGCCGGAGGCCCUUCAAAGAGUGUGUCCCAUCGCAGGGGAUUGCCUCGACUUCGAUUUGGGAAUCAGCGAGAAUGAUCGAAGACUUCUGGCCUCCGAAGUGCAGAUUGUCAUCCAUGGAGCAGCCACCGUGCGAUUCAAUGAGCCGCUUCACACGGCCCUCGCCAUCAACACAAGGGCCACCCAACUGAUGAUCCAACUGGCCAAGGAAAUGCGGCAGCUGCAGGCCUUUGUUCACAUCUCCACCGCCUUCUCCAACUGCGUUAUCUACAACAUCAAGGAAAACUUCUACCCCGAGCACCUCAACUGCAGCGCCGAUAAGGUGCUGGCCAUGGCUGAGCUGGUGAGCGACGAGCUCCUGGACAACAUGGAGCAAGCGCUUCUUGGCUCUUUUCCCAACACGUACACCUACACCAAAGCACUGGCCGAGGACGUGAUCCUGAAGGAAGCGGUUGGCUUGCCACUGUGCAUCUUCCGACCGGCAGUCAUUAUCGCGGCACACAAGGAACCCAUCUCCGGCUGGAUUGACAACAUGUACGGACCAAUGGCCAUUCUUUUCGGCGUGGCCCGUGGGGUACUGCGCAUUGCCACCAUCGAUCACCAUGCCGAAGCAAGCCUGGUGCCCGUGGACUACUGCGCCAAUUUGACUCUGGCCUGCACCUGGAAAACCAUUGACGAAGGCAGCGGAAUGGAGGCACAGGAAACACCUGUUAUCUACCAACUGGCGCCCAUUGAGCAGAACAAAAUCACCCACGGCGAGUUCAUCCGACACGCCCUCGACGGACGCACCAACUGCCCGCUGACCAAGAUGAUUUGGUAUCCCUUUAUUCACUGCAUCACAGUGCCGUGGCUCUUCCCCCUGGCAGCCUUCUUCUACCACACCCUGCCAGCCUACUUCUUCGACCUGGCUCUCUGUCUGAGUGGCCGGAAGCCCAGGCUGGUUAAGGUUUACCAGAAGAUCCACAAGACUCUGGGCAUCUUGGGCCCCUUUGCCUGCAAGAGCUGGCGCUUUGACAUGCGGAACACGGAUCGCCUGAGGCAGCUCAUGUCGGAGGAGGAUCGAAGGAUAUACUACUUCGAUAUGGCCCGCCUCAACUGGAAGGCAUACUUCCUUCAAGCUCUUUGUGGCAUGAGGCAGUUUUUGGGAAACGAGCCACCCACUCCGGAGUCCAUUGCUCGAGGCAAGAAGCUCAUUAGGCGUUUGAAGCUGCUCCAUCAUAUCCUGCAAGCUGUCCUGUGCUUAGUGGCCCUCCUAGCAUUGUGGUCGGUGGUAAGGAUCUUAGUGUGAUUCAGAAGUAUAAAAGCUAUCAGUCGACUCGCGUAAUUGCCUCAAUAAAUAUAUUCAACACAUAGAAAGUAGCGUA
Molecule: messenger RNA, 1682 nt
Organism: Drosophila santomea
Lineage: Eukaryota; Metazoa; Arthropoda; Insecta; Diptera; Drosophilidae
Product: fatty acyl-CoA reductase wat
Exons: 4
Coding region: 107-1606 (499 amino acids)
Biological process (GO): long-chain fatty-acyl-CoA metabolic process
Cellular component (GO): peroxisome
Molecular function (GO): alcohol-forming very long-chain fatty acyl-CoA reductase (NADP+) activity
Source: RefSeq, a predicted model, not a curated record